Sycon ciliatum is the source of this 1706-nucleotide messenger RNA. RefSeq lists its product as uncharacterized. The record is from RefSeq and is a predicted model, not a curated record. The transcript is spliced from 6 exons. Lineage: Eukaryota; Metazoa; Porifera; Calcarea; Leucosolenida; Sycettidae. Bases 142 to 1392 code for a protein of 416 amino acids.
UGCAAUGACGAUCACACCAGAUAAGACUGCGGAAUAGUUUUCACCGCCGGUGGAUACCAUUAUUAAAUUUACUUGUACAUUAUAGACAGUAGUGGCUCAGCUUUUUGUAGCAGAUACUAGCGGAACGGUACAUCAUCCACAAUGUCGGCGGAGCAGAGCGAUAGCGAUGAUGAUGUGCCACCAUUGGAAGACUUUUCUGAACAUUUUGCAAAGCUCGAACUGGAAAAGCGACAGGAACAUCGCACGCCUGAGAUGACUGCCGGUGCCUCACUUUCAGCUGGUGAGGAUGAUAGAAAGCAGCAUCAGCCAACAGGGGCUGCUGUGUCUGGUGAAGAAGCAACAGCCACCAGGACUCCGCUGCUCCCUGGAAACGGUACUGGACAGGCGCAGACGAUGUCAGAAUUGCCUACGUCAAUAGCUCGUGCACCUGAAAGCGUACGCCCAGCUUCAAAUGGCGCACACUCCGGUGCUCAGAUAAAAGCCUCGGAGCACAUCACACAGAAGCCAAAGGAGCAAAUCACGAAGAAGCCGAAAGAGAAUAAAACACAGAAGCCGACGGCGAACGCUGCAGCAGGUUCGGCAGGCUUUGCUGGCUUUUCAAAAGGAUUUUUGUCCAGCGGUGGAUCAGGCAAGAAGGCACCUGCUCUGAAUGUUAAACCUGCUAGCUCUGCAAGGCAAAGCCCAGUGAAGGCCACACAAAAGUCCGAUGACUCAAUGCCCUUCAUCAGAGCACAGACAAAGGGAGAGUCAUCGAGCACAGCAAGCACACUCGCCUUUCCUGAAGUGCAAGAAGCGUUGAAAGCAUCUGAGCCGCUUUUGGCAAACACGAAAGAAUGGCUAACAGAAGACCUCCAGCAGGCUCUGGCCAGGAACUCGAUCCUGGGUCCACGGUUGGCCGAUCCGCGAUUUGCAUCGGUCCUGGAAGACUUCCAAAGGGACCCGCAGGAGACACUUCGCAAGAGUCAGGGCAAUGAUGAAAUGAAAGUAUUCUUGCAAGAGUUCUGCCGAGUCAUGGGUGAGCACUUCACACGCCUGGGCGAGUCUCAACCACCGAGCUCUACAAACGGUGAGCCGCAGGCUGAUUUGAUACGACCGACCACAACUACUUCACUGAAAGCAUCCUCAAAGGGUGAUUCAAGAACGACACCAGCUAUCUCCGAUGGUGCCGCCGGGUCUGGCUCGAUGACGAAUGCGGACCAGAGGAAGAUGACGCGCAUACUGAGCAGGCCGGACAUACAAGAGAUCUUGAAAUGCCCAGAAAUUCAAGCGAUCUUUGAACUUGCUCGUACGAAUCCAGCAGAAGCGAGCAGACGCAUGGCCUCCGGAGGACCGCAGAUCCAAGGAUAUGUGAAAACGCUCGUGGAGGCAGGCUUGUUAGCCUUUGCUGCGUGAAGCGGUUCUGCAUAGUGGACCAUCCUGCACGCACGGCGCCACAAGUUGCUGAUAUUGCAGAUGUAGAGCCAUCAUCAUUGCUGCUGCCUGCAUGUUCAUUCUCAGCCUCGAGCUGAUUUCAGCUCAACUACCACCGACAGCCACGCAGUGUGGCAAGUGCUCGACCCGGAACUCAUACAGCAGCAGCAGCAGAGAAUUACAAAUCUGAUCUUCUACACACUAACGUCUUCCACAAGUAGCUGUAUUCUCUUAAGAUUCCCUGUAGGAUCCUUGACGAGAAGGGAACAAAAACAGUUGAUACUACCUCUUGAGAA